AUGGUGGUACACUACCACCGGCGCCAGGGCGGUGCGUCGGCGUCCGUGCGCUCCCCCUCGGUGAGGGGUGCGCGGACAGAAGACCUGCGGGUGGAGCUCAACCGCAGGCGCGCGGGUGAGGAUGCCUGCAUCUCCGUGGAAAGGGCGCGAGAACACUGCCUCAACAUCAAGGGCCGCAACCGCAAUGCCUACUUGGAUGCAGCAGCACCCAAGCCUCCGGGAAACGCGCGGAUACGGGCGGGCACCCCGGUGGCUGGGCUUCCGGACUGCCUCCUGGACGACCUCCUGCACCUGGGCAUCCAGUGCCGCCUGAGCCGCCUCCAGCUGGCGGGUUUCAUGCUGGGGGUGGGGACAUCCAAAACAGAUGUCGGGACCUCGGGUACCGAGGUGCUCGCCGUUGCUGCGCCCACUGCUUCUGUGCUCGCCGUCGCCAAGCCCGGUGUUGGCGCGUCUGCCGCCGCAGCCGGGGCCUCGGGGGCCACCGCGUCGGGCGUUGAUGUGCCUGGCACUGGUGCAUCCGCCGCUGCCGCGCUGGGCGCCAUUGGGUUAGCGGAGGUCGCCGCACCCGAGCUCCCCACAUCUGCCGUCGCUUCCGCCAUUGCCGUCGAGGCGCCGGUCGCCUGGACCCCCGCUGACGAGCCAGCGGCGGCGGAAGAGCUGCCUGGGCGAGAGGCCCUGGCAAAACGAAGAGAUGAAGCCCUUCAGCAAAAAGCGAACCGCUAG
Messenger RNA from Panicum virgatum (switchgrass), 723 nucleotides. RefSeq lists its product as uncharacterized. The record is from RefSeq and is a predicted model, not a curated record. NCBI's taxonomy places the organism in Eukaryota, Viridiplantae, Streptophyta, Magnoliopsida, Poales, Poaceae. The transcript is spliced from 3 exons. The coding region runs from base 1 to 723 and encodes 240 amino acids.